UUCCAAAAAGAUGAAAGUUGAAGAAAUUCAUGUUGCUUCCAAUAAACAUCCUUUCAAAGUUGAUGACGAAUGCUACUCAAAUUACGGCUCUUACUCUAACUUCAUCGACAACUAGCAAUUCCUUGUGGUUAUUACUUCCAAUAACAAUCAUUUCAAACGAUUCCUCUUAUACCUUAAACAUAAAGAAUGCAAGCAAGCCAAAGGUCCUAAGCUUGACAUUUACGUACUCAAAAUGUUGAUAACCUAAGCUUGACACUGUUACAAUUGUCCCACAUCCAAAUUACUGGUCAGUGAACUUGAAAUUUGAACAACAGUGUUAUGUUGCCUAUUGGGUUUGUCGUGUCACGUUUCAUAAGCAACACAAUACUCACAAAUAGCCAUCUGUUUUAUUGUAAUUACCAAGCUAACAUUUAGAUAAAGCUAACUUGAUUAGGUUGAUGAAAUCAAUUUUGUGAUUCAUAAUUUGCAUACAGAUCGACACUUGGAUACAAGAUAAUUUCUUAGAGGAAUUGAUGUGAACCAGGCACCAGCAAUGGUUGAUUGUAAAGAGGAAUAUGGGUUGUCAUUGCCCAACAACACAAUUUCUAGCAUAAGUGGAAAGAGAAAUGAGAGAGACCUUGUGAGUGAUGAAACUAAGGCUGAGAGAGCAUUUUGCUUUCAUGCCAGUGAUAAUGAAAAUGGUGCUGCUAGUGAUGCCUCAAAAAAUAAGCUUAGGCUUUCAAAGGAACAGUCCUUGGUGCUUGAAGAAAACUUCAAGAAACAUAGCACUCUGAAUCCAGUUGGUGAAAUUUCAGUCAUCGACUUCUUUUGUGAGGAUAGUUUCAGAAUUUUCAAUUUAGGUUUAAUGUUGUUCUUGUGUUAUGUACAGAAGAAAAAGUUGGCAUUGGCAAAACAAUUGAAUCUGAGGUCUAGGCAAAUGGAGAUAUGGUUCCAUAACAAAAUAGGAAGAGAGAGGAAAUCGUGGUGCAAAUUUUGCAAAUUUGUAGUUCGUAAAGAAGAAGAUAAAUGAUAAAGAAGACAAAUGAAAUGAAAUAAGCUUAGAAAAAAAGGUAAGAGCCCUUCCAUCUGUCAUUUAAGGAUUGGAAGCUUAAUUUCACGUCAUUUUUAUUUGUAAUAAUUUUUAAAUUUAAAGGCCUGUAUG
Durio zibethinus is the source of this 1141-nucleotide messenger RNA. The record is from RefSeq and is a predicted model, not a curated record. Lineage: Eukaryota; Viridiplantae; Streptophyta; Magnoliopsida; Malvales; Malvaceae.